CGUCGUCCGCUGCCGCUGCGAGGCCGCGCCGGGCGGCGGCUGCCGCGACGAGUUCGAGGUCGCGGCCGCCGACGGCCGCGGCCUCGGCGCGGGCGCGCGCGACGAGCUCCGGCGCGCGCUCGAGGCCGCGGCCGGCGCCGACGCGCCGCGCGCGACGACGCUCCGCGUGGCGGCGCCGGACCGGCCGGGCCUCCUCGCGUCCAUCGCCGCGAGCCUCGACGCGCUGAGCCUCAGCGUCGUCGGCGCGCGCAUCACGACCGUCGACGCGCCCGACGCGCGCGAGCCGUCGGCCGUCGACGCCUUCGACGUCGUCGACGCGGACACGGGCGCGCCCGUGCUCGACCCCGCGCGGCUCCGGCGCAUCGAGGCGCGCCUCGCGGAGGACAUCGGCGACGCGCCGCCGCCGCCGCCGCCGCGCGCCGCGCCGGCGGGCGACGACGCGCCGCGCGUCGCGGCGCGGGGCGCGUUCCGCGCGGGCCGCGCGGCGGCGCCGCGCGACGCGGCGCCCGCGGGCCAGUCGCCGCCGCGCGACGCGUCGCCGGGGGGCCAGUCCCCCGCGUCCCUCUACGACGCCCUCAUGGAGCGCACGAGCAGCUUCGAGUCGCUCCUCUCCGCGUCCGAGCCCUCGGCCUCGCCGCCGGGCGCCCGCGACGACGACGACGACGCGUCCGUCGACUACGCGAACGUCUUCGCGGCGUCGAGCUGCCGGCGGAAGAUCGACGGCGCCAAGCCCGCGGUGCUCAACCGCCACGUGAGCCGCUGCGUGAGCCGCUUCUACUACGAGCGCGACGCGCGCGGCACCGUCGCCGCCGACGUCGCGCUCCGUGUCACGCUCGACGCGUGCAUGGACCGCGGCGACGCGCUCUGCGCGUUCUGGGCCUUCGACGGCGCGGGCGCCGCGCCGCCGACCCGCCCGCGGCCGCGCCGCCGACCCGCGCGACGCCCAGGCGACGCGGACGCGGCCUUCGUCGCGGCGGCCUGCGGCGCGCCCGCGGCCGUCGGCGGCAAGCGGAAGCGGCCGGCGGCGGAGGCCGCGUCCCUCGAGGACCUGCCCGCCAAGGUCGCCGAGGUCUCGCUCGAGGUCGCGCCCCCGCCCCCCGCGCGGCCGCCCCUCGACGCGGCGGCCGCCGCGCGGCUCGUCGCGGCGGCCGCCGCGGACGUCGAGCGCGGCGACGACCUCGCGGAGCGCGGCGGCGACCGCGACGCGGCCGCGCGGGCCUACCACCGCGGCGCGACGCGCCUCGAGGGCGUCCGCGCGGCCGCGGGCAACCUCGGGCCCGCGGAGAAGCGCCGCGUCGCGUCGGAGCUGCGCCACGCGCGCCGCGGCGCGCGCGACCGGAGCGCGCUCCUCGAGAACGCCGUCGUCGAGCGCGCGGCCUACGACGGCGGCGACGAGGACCUCCGGGCGUCCCUGAGCCGCCAGGGCAGCGCCGAGGCGCCGCCCCCGCGCGGCGGCGGCCCCGGCGCGCCCGCGGACGACCGGCCGUUCGCGUCGUGCCUCGACGGCGCCGCGGACCUGUCCGGGUCGUGCUGCGCGCUCGCGGGCGCGCGGCACCUGUCGCCCCAGGGCUCCUUCGACGGGUCCUACGCGGACGCCGACGGGCCGCCCGACGCGCCGCGGCGGCCGCCCGAGGCGCUCGACGACGCGUACGCGCUCGGCGACGCGCUCGGCCGCGGGUCCUACGGCGUCGUCGCGCGCGGCGCGCGGCGCCGCGACGGCGCCGCGUUCGCCGUCAAGACCAUCGGCCUCGGCGGCGACGC
Molecule: messenger RNA, 1761 nt
Organism: Aureococcus anophagefferens
Lineage: Eukaryota; Pelagophyceae; Pelagomonadales; Pelagomonadaceae
Exons: 5
Molecular function (GO): ATP binding
Source: RefSeq, a predicted model, not a curated record